Molecule: messenger RNA, 1504 nt
Organism: Trichogramma pretiosum
Lineage: Eukaryota; Metazoa; Arthropoda; Insecta; Hymenoptera; Trichogrammatidae
Product: serine/threonine-protein phosphatase 2A activator-like
Exons: 7
Coding region: 457-1464 (335 amino acids)
Biological process (GO): mitotic spindle organization
Cellular component (GO): nucleus; cytoplasm; protein phosphatase type 2A complex
Molecular function (GO): peptidyl-prolyl cis-trans isomerase activity; protein tyrosine phosphatase activator activity
Source: RefSeq, a predicted model, not a curated record
UGCAACAAACCCUUGUUAACCUCACGUAAUAAAAUUGUCGUUACAAUCAUUCGAACUAUUGUAAAUGCAAAAUAAAAUUGUUGCCAGCGCUUGUUGAACCAAUAGUGAUUUCCGAAAGAAUCAAUUGUCAACGGUUCGUUGUAAAAUUUUCAUCUGAAAAUGUGAUAAAUGAGUUCGUGAUACAUUUUUUGAAUUAACUUUAACUGCAGGAUUUGGCAACAUUGUCGUUCUAGUUCACGUUAAGCUAAUGCAUCGUAAUUUAAACGAUUAAUGAGUAUACAACGCUGAUUUCGUGUGCGAAAUAGUACAGAAACGAUUAAAAAACAAAUUUUUCAUCAGUGUGGCUUCAGUCAGAUUUACGCUUUUAAGUAAUUUUGAUUAAAGUUUCCAUCUUCAAUACUCGAAAAUCAAGUUGUACUUAUUUUUAUUGUAAAUCGUUACUUAAUAUUUUCUAAAAUGAGUUCAAGUUCUGGACAGGAAUUCAAAUUAUCUCCUGAUCAUGUAUUCAUGGAACCAAAGAAAGGAAUUAAAAAUAAUGGUGAUAUGGAUGCCUGGCAAAAAUCAGAAGCAUAUUUUGAGUAUUUUGGUUUCAUAAUGGCCAUUAAUGAAGCAGUCAAAGGAAAGUCUCUUGAUUCAAACUAUCCUUGUUCAAAAACAGUUGACAAAAUGAUAAAUAUGCUUGACAAUUUUGAUAAAUGGAUUGAUGAGAUUCCACCAACUGAACAGCCUCAGAGAUUUGGUAACAAAUCUUUUCGAACAUGGUCUGAAAGACUCAAUGAGUCUGCUGCAGAUGAGUUGAAGAUAAUUUUACCAGAAAAUUUGUACAAAGCGAUUCCAGAGAUUGUUCAUUAUUUGUUGGAAGGAUUUGGUAAUCCUACACGGAUUGAUUAUGGAACGGGUCAUGAAAUGGCCUUUAUCAUGUUUUUAUGUGCUAUGUUCAAAAUUGGAGCAUUUGAAGUUAGUGAUAAAGCUGCUGCUGGCAUUAAAGUUUUUAGUAGAUAUUUGGAAGUAGUACGUAAACUUCAAUUAACUUACCGAAUGGAACCAGCUGGAAGUCAUGGAGUUUGGAGCUUAGAUGAUUAUCAAUUUGUUCCAUUUAUUUGGGGCAGCUCACAAUUAAUUGGUCAUCAUCGCAUAGAACCUCAAAAUUUUGUUGAUCCAGGUGUUGCAGAAGCACAUGGUAAACAGUAUAUUUUUCUAAGCUGUAUUGCAUUUAUUUCUAAGGUAAAAACUGGUCCAUUUGCAGAGCAUUCUAAUCAGUUAUGGAAUGUAAGUGCUGUAGGAUCAUGGUCAAAAGUAAAUAGUGGAUUAAUUAGAAUGUACAAAGCAGAAGUAUUGGCCAAAUUUCCUGUGAUGCAACACGUUUUGUUUGGUUCUCUGUUCUCAAUGAAUCCAGUGCCAGAUAGCAUGGCUUUUAAAGCCCCUCAUCCUCCAAAUGUUGUUAAUUCAAUACCCGGUCAUUGAAACAUUUAAUAAAUCGUUUCAUCUAUCGUGAAAAAAGGUA